AUGGAUUUUAUAGAGUUUGAUAGUUUCACGUCAGAUGAUAAUGUCAAUUUACCACAACCACAACCCGCAUUAUCACUACCCAUAUCUACAAAUUUAGAAUCAUUUGGUAAAAAAAUAUCUAAUUUUAGUCUAUCAAAAAAUUUCAAAUCAUCAAUCCUCAAUGACUCAACGACUACUGAAAGUAAUAAUACGGAGAACGAACUUAUGAAUAAAUAUGCUCAGCUAUCACUAAAUCUACUAAAGGAUGAUAAGAACAAAGAUGAUAUUUCAUCUCCAACAAAAUCAGACUCAUUAGCUAUAAGAUUAUCAAGAGUUUUGAAUGAUUCAUUAAGUGACUCACAAUUAAGAGAAAUUUUUACAAACUUUGAAAACUAUGAUCAAGACUACUUGAAAGAGUUGGUGGAUGCAGGAUUUGUCGGAACUAUGUCAAGGAAGAAAUUAAAAGGUGUAAUAGAACAAGAAUUGAUUAAAAACCAAUCAUCAGUUUUAAAAGAAUAUCAACCUGUUAUAAAACAAUUGAAAACUAUUGAGCUGAAAUUAAAAAAAUUAAACGAACUCAACAAUUCUACAAACGAAAGGAUCUCCAAAAAUUCUAAAAGUCUGAGUGAAUUUAAUGAAAAUGUUGAGAAAUUAAAUAAUGACAAACAAUUGAUAGAAUUGAAGAAGACAUUACUAAUAGCUUUCAAAGAAAAAUUCACAUUAAAUGAAUAUGAAGAAUUUACAUUAAUUCAAGGAGAAUUAAAUGAAGAGUACUUUUCAAUAUUAGAAAAAGCUGAAAAAAUAGUGGAAGAUUGUUCGAUUUUAUUAUCUGAAGAUAAUCCACAAUUAGGAUUAAAGAUUAUGUCCAAGAUGAACUCGAUAAUAAACAAGUCUAUUGACAGAACAAUCAAUUACUGUUAUAAAACAUUAGACAAUCUAUACUCCUUAAACUCAAAAACAAGAUUAAACAUUUUGCAUGAGUGUUUUCAAUAUCUUAAAACGAAGGAACAAUUUGAUCAAAUAAUUAAUAAAUUCAGUGACUCCAGGUCCAAAUUAUUACUAGAAGAGUUUUAUCAUCAAAUUCAAGGUCAGCUGGAUUUAGAAAGACCAACCAUGGAUCGAAGAUCAAGUACUAGAAGUUCUAUCUCAUUGUCAAGUGUUGAUGCUAGACCAGUAUUCAUGUCAGCUCACGAUCCAGUAAGAUUUGUGGGGGAUUUUCUCGCAUAUAUUCAUUCAAUUGCGGUAAAUGAAUCGGAGACUAUAACGAACAUUUUCACUAUGGGAGAUGAUAACGAUCAUGAAUUUGAUCAUAUAAUCAAAAUUGUAACAAAUAAGGUACUAAAAUCAUUAUCAAAACCUAUAAAAUCAAAAAUAGAGCAAAAUAUAUCGAUAGAAACAAAAUUGACAACAAUUUAUCAAAUAUUCAAUCUUGUUGAAUUAUAUUCAAUAAUGUUCAACAAACAACUACACGAAUCUGAUGAUUUAAUUGUCACAAUUAAAAAUUUAGUUAAAACAUGUCACGAUCGUAUAUUCAUGAUAAUUUCAAAUAAGAUAUCAACCAUAAGAUCGAGUAAUCUGGCAAGAUUAGAAUUAAAUUUGGACUUACAACCUCCAGAAUGGAUCAUUGGAUUUUAUCUGGAUAUUUUACCAAUGAUUGAUCAGAUGAAUACUGAAACAAUAUUAAAUUUAUCACAAGAAGAACAUGAAAGAUUCUUAAAUUUAAUAAUAAACCAACCAAUAUCAAUUUUCAAACAACAUGUCAGUGAUAAUAAGCAGUUUAACAAAAUCGAUUCGUAUAUAAUAGAGUUCAAUUUUUUAGAUCUAAUUCAAUCAAAAAUUAUGCCAAUAUCAUUAUUAUCGGAUAAAGUUUUGGAGAUCAAUGAUUUGAACUCAGAUUUAACUCAAAAUUUGAUAUCAAUAAUUCUCGAUAACAUGUUGAAUAAUACUGAAUUGUUUGAUUAUUAUAAUAUAUUAAAUAUGAUAUGUCCGUUGUCUGAUGAUUUUUUUGAUGUUUCAAUAUAUGAACCAAUUAAGGAAAAUAAAUUAUACAAUUUUGAAAAUUUACAAAAAAGUGAUAUAAUUAUCCAAAAUUAUAUUCCCAAUGCAAUGAUUGAAAUUCAACAACAAUUAUUAAAACUAAAUUCUCCAUUAAUUGUUAAUAAUAUCAUAGAUGAAACAUUUGUGAAAUUUGUUAAAUUUUACAACAAGAUAGAUCUUAUAAAUCAAGAAGUCUUACAAUUUUCUUUUGCUUGGUCUGAUUUUGAAUUGGCUACAAUGUUGGGUAUAGACGAAAUUUAUGAAAAACAAUUACAAAAUUUAUAA
Lodderomyces jiufengensis is the source of this 2301-nucleotide messenger RNA. Its product is annotated as Golgi transport complex subunit. The coding region runs from base 1 to 2301 and encodes 766 amino acids. Gene Ontology annotation, cellular component: COG complex. The record is from RefSeq and is a predicted model, not a curated record. Lineage: Eukaryota; Fungi; Ascomycota; Pichiomycetes; Serinales; Debaryomycetaceae. The transcript has a single exon. Gene Ontology annotation, biological process: intra-Golgi vesicle-mediated transport.